GUCGCGGCCGGAUGACGUCGCACAAUGGCCGGCCCCCGCGGGUAGUGGAGCCCGUUUGUUCCGCCCGCGUCGCGCCUGAAGCCGGAGCCCGUGAGGAGCGGAAGGGCCGAGGGACGUCCUGCCCGCGCCGCCCCGACCCCAGCGGAGCCGUGGCCCCCUCCCCGCCCUCGCGCUGAGAACCGUGGGUACCCAUGGAUGUGGCCGAGAGCCCUGAACAGAAUCCUCGCUCCCCAGAGGAUGAAGAGGAACAGCCGGCACUUUCUGACGAUGACAUUCUAAGGGAAAGUGGGUCUGAUCAGGAUUUGGAUGGAGCUGCGGGAAGGGCUUCCGAUUUAGAGGAUGAGGAGAACACAGCCAGAGUGCCACGUCAGGAGGAGGAGAACCGCUCUGAUGAGGAGGACCAAGCCAGUGAGCCCAAGUCCCAGGAUCAGGACUCUGAGGCACAUGAGCUGAACAGGGGUCCAGCAGGCUCCCCGUGUGAGGAGGAAGCAGAUGAUGGUGAGGAGGACCGUGCAAGUGACCUCAGGGAUGAGGCCUCCUCUGUGACCAGGGAGCUGGACGAGCAUGAGUUAGACUAUGAUGAGGAGGUCCCUGAGGAGCCGGCUCCUGCUGCCCCAGAGGAUGAGGCCGAGAAGGCUGGGGCCGAGGAGGACGAGAAGGGCGAAGGUGCUCCUGCAGAGGAGGGAAAGCCUGAAGUCCAGAGUGUGGGGGAAAGGGAGCCCCCAGAGGCUGCCAAGGAGAAAAAAAAAGAGGACGAUGAUGGAGAGAUCGAUGACGGGGAGAUAGACGAUGAUGAUCUGGAAGAAGGUGAAGUGAAGGACCCCAGUGACAGGAAGGUGAGGCCUCGCCCCACCUGCCGAUUCUUCAUGAAAGAUGUUGUGACACCAUUAUCCACUCUUCUUCCACCAAUACCAAAUUCCAUACCACUCAGAGGCCAGGUUAAAGGGAACUGUACCUGGGGAAUGAAUUGUAGGUUUAUACACCCUGGAGUGAACGACAAGGGGAACUACUCCCUAAUCACCAAAGCCGACCCUUUCCCGCCUAACGGUGCCCCGCCUCUCGGACCUCACCCAUUGAUGCCUGCCAACCCUUGGGGUGGGCCAGUAGUUGAUGAAAUUUUACCUCCGCCCCCUCCAGAACCUCCAACAGAGAGCGCCUGGGAGCGAGGACUCCGGCAUGCCAAGGAGGUUUUAAAAAAAGCAACCAUUCGAAAAGAACAGGAGCCUGAUUUUGAAGAGAAAAGGUUCACGGUGACCAUUGGUGAAGAUGAACGCGAGUUUGACAAAGAAAAUGAAGUUUUCCGAGAUUGGAAUUCUCGGGUCCCAAGAGAUGUCAGAGAUACAGCACUGGAGCCUUAUGCGGACCCUUACUAUGAUUAUGAAAUAGAGCGCUUUUGGCGUGGUGGACAGUACGAGAAUUUCAGGGUGCAAUAUACAGAAACAGAGCCGUAUCAUAAUUACCGAGAAAGGGAAAGGGAACGAGAGCGAGAGAACAGACAGCGAGAGCGCGAGCGGGAACGGGAGCGUGACCGAGAGCGCGAGCGUCGGCAGAGGGAGCGCGAGCGGGAACGGGAGCGCGAGCGGGACAAGGAGCGGCAGAGGAGGAAGGAGGAGUGGGAGCGAGAGCGAGCCAAGCGCGACGAGAAGGACAGACAGCACCGAGACCGGGACAGGGACAAGGAGCGGGAGAAGGAGAAGGAGAAGCCGAAGCCCCGCUCCCCACAGCCACCAAGCCGUCAAGCUGAGCCACCAAAGAAGGAGGCCACCUCUGUGGGGCCACAGGUGAAGCGAGCAGAUGAGUGGAAGGACCCUUGGCGUCGGUCCAAGUCUCCCAAAAAGAAGCUCGGGGUGUCAGUCUCCCCCAGCCGGGCACGAAGGCGUCGAAAAACCUCGGCCUCAUCCGCAUCUGCCUCCAACUCCUCCAGGUCGUCCUCACGGUCAUCGUCCUACUCGGGCUCUGGCUCAUCACGGUCUCGGUCCCGGUCCUCAUCCUACAGCUCCUACUCCAGCCGUUCUUCCAGACACAGCUCCUUCUCAGGCAGCCGGUCCAGGUCCCGGUCCUUCUCCUCGUCGCCGUCCCCAUCUCCCACGCCUUCCCCACACAGACCUCCCAUCAGAACCAAGGGGGAGCCGGCGCCACCCCCAGGGAAGACAGGAGAGAAGUCAGUGAAGAAGCCAGUUCCACCCCCCAUCCCACCACAAGCCACCAAAACCACUGCUCCUGCCCCCGAGCCUGCCAAGCCAGGAGACCCCCGGGAAGCCAGGAGGAAGGAGCGACAAGCCAGGACACCCCCCCGGAGGCGGACGCUCAGCGGCAGCGGCAGCGGCAGCGGCAGCAGCUACAGCGGUUCCAGUUCCCGAUCCAGGUCUCUGAGUGUGAGCAGCGUCUCCUCAGUGUCCAGCGCCACCUCCAGCAGCAGCUCGGUGCACAGUGUGGACUCAGAGGACAUGUAUGCAGACCUGGCCAGCCCUGUAUCCUCAGCCAGCUCUCGGUCCCCCACCCCAGCCCAGACCAAGAAGGAGAGAGGAAAAUCGAAGAAGGAAGACAGUGUUAAGGAAGAAAAGCGGAAAAGGGAAGCGUCCAUGCAGCCGCCCAAGUCCUCGAAGCCUCCAGCAGGUGGGAAGUCCUCCCAGCAGCCCUCAGCGCCUCAGCAGGCAGUCCCCGGGCAGCCGCAGCAGGGCUCCUUCGUUGCCCACAAGGAGAUCAAGCUGACGCUGCUGAAUAAGGCGGCUGAUAAAGGAAGCAGGAAGCGGUAUGAGCCGACAGACAAGGACAGACAGAGUCCGCCAGCCAAGAGGGCCAACUUAUCCCCAGACCGAGGUUCUCGGGACCGGAAGUCAGGCGGGAGGCUGAGCUCCCCAAAGCCAGAGCGGCAGCGAGGCCAGAACUCCAAAGCCCCCCCGGCCCCCACAGACAGGAAGCGCCAGCUGUCACCCCAGUCCAAGAGCUCCAGCAAGGUGACCAGUGUGCCCGGCAAGGCCACGGACACAGCUGCAGCCAGCACCAAGUCCGGGAAGGCCAGCACGCUGUCCCGGCGGGAGGAGCUCCUGAAGCAGCUCAAGGCGGUAGAGGACGCCAUUGCUCGCAAGCGGGCCAAGAUCCCCGGGAAGGUGUAGGAGCCGGCUUGCUCCCUGGAGUGACUCGUGUUUUUAUACAAUAGGGUAAGCGCAGCCAUUUUGGAUUUUGCAGUUAAUGUCUUAUUUUGGCUGUGAUUCUUUUUAAAAAUUAAAAAAGAAUAAAAAAAAGUUUCUCAGCUGGAAAAGAAGCCACACACAAAAUGAAGAAGAUGCUGAGCCCCAGCUCCCCCACCACACCGAAUCAGUCCCUCCCCAGAGCAGAAGUCCCACCAGACAGACAGACAGACAGACAGGGCAGCGCCCAGACGAGGCAUGGUUUUAUGUAAAUUAUAAGUCCCAGCCGCGGCCCAGCUGUGACUCUUCCGGCCUGGGCUCCACCUCCUGGAGGCCGCCUCACCUGCCCGGACCAGACGGCGAGCGCCUGGUGAAGCACCGCAGCAUCUUCCUUCCCCGCCGCCCGGAUCAGAAGUAUAUAUAUAUUCUUGACUGGAGUCUGAUUGGGAAAGGUUUCCUGUCUUAUUUGAAGCAUCAAUUUGUUUUAGUUGAU
Messenger RNA from Sciurus carolinensis (gray squirrel), 3624 nucleotides. RefSeq names its product zinc finger CCCH-type containing 18 (gene Zc3h18). Lineage: Eukaryota; Metazoa; Chordata; Mammalia; Rodentia; Sciuridae. The transcript is spliced from 19 exons. The record is from RefSeq and is a predicted model, not a curated record. Gene Ontology annotation, molecular function: metal ion binding. Bases 192 to 3116 code for a protein of 974 amino acids.